CGUCAACUCGUAUAAGAGAAAGAUACGAUACACAUGUAAACUGCGAACCAAGCAUGGCAGCAAAUAAUUCUAUCAGGUCUAUUGCCCGGCUCCCUAUUAACAUCACAAUCGACAGAGAAGACCUGGAAGCUGACGAAGAGCUUCCCCCGACAUCAAAAUCAGUAAAUUAUAAUGAAAUGCCGAAGAAAAGUAGAAGCUGGAGGCAGAGAAUUGGAUUAGCAAGUCAAAUUGAAACUGGAAUGAAAGACAUCGGUGUGUAUAUUGAUGUCAACCCCCACAAGGAAAAAAAAACAAAUGUGGACUCAAGCAACCACAAUACAACAGGCAGUUUGGCUCUUAAUAAUGCAGAGAAGCUGAUGGAAAAAUCUGUAAUAAAACCUGGGUUUGAGAAGCUGGAUUGUGUUCCUCAGUAUAACACAAACAUACGACAAAGGAAAACGGAAAGAAAAAAAGAAUCAGAAAAAACCAAAGGUGGUAAAUGGUUUAAUCUUCCUGCAACAGAAAUGACUGAAGAAAAGCUUAGAGAUCUUGAAGUCAUCCAGAUGAGAUCUAUCUUAAAUCCCAAACAGUUUUACAAGAAGAAUGAUUUGAAAGUUGUACCUAAGUACUUUCAGGUUGGGACUGUGGUUGAUAGCCAUGCCGACUUUUAUCACGACAGAGUACCGAGAAAGGAUCGCAAAAAGAAUCUUGUUGAUGAGUUAAUGGCGGAUGCAGAUUUUCAGAGGUACAACAAACGCAAGUAUGCUGAAAUUAUCCAAACCAAACCAGGAACUCGACCACAGACGGUGAAAAAACGUAAAUAAUUAAAGGUUAUUAUCAAGAAAACAUGGUUUGGAAUAAAUACACGAUUUUGACAGUU
This is a messenger RNA of Daphnia carinata, 859 nucleotides long. RefSeq names its product deoxynucleotidyltransferase terminal-interacting protein 2-like. Gene Ontology annotation, biological process: RNA processing. Gene Ontology annotation, cellular component: nucleolus. The record is from RefSeq and is a predicted model, not a curated record. The transcript is spliced from 4 exons. The coding region runs from base 54 to 803 and encodes 249 amino acids. Lineage: Eukaryota; Metazoa; Arthropoda; Branchiopoda; Diplostraca; Daphniidae. Gene Ontology annotation, molecular function: RNA binding.